Drosophila grimshawi is the source of this 2174-nucleotide messenger RNA. It is a transcript of the gene Non1, whose product is annotated as nucleolar GTP-binding protein 1. The coding region runs from base 75 to 2033 and encodes 652 amino acids. Gene Ontology annotation, biological process: ribosomal large subunit biogenesis. The record is from RefSeq and is a predicted model, not a curated record. Gene Ontology annotation, cellular component: nucleolus. NCBI's taxonomy places the organism in Eukaryota, Metazoa, Arthropoda, Insecta, Diptera, Drosophilidae. The transcript is spliced from 3 exons. Gene Ontology annotation, molecular function: RNA binding; GTP binding; GTPase activity.
GCGUGGUGUAUUUGUUAGCGAUUUCCCUUUAUUUUCCUUAGAUUAACUUGGAAAAUAAAUAAAUAACUGCGAAAAUGAGUUUGUACAACUUUAAAAAGAUAAUGGUGGUUCCGCCAGCAAAGGACUUCAUCGACAUCAUGUUGUCGAAGACACAGCGCAAGACGCCCACAGUCGUCCACAAGGGCUACAAAAUCUCUCGGAUUCGUGCCUUUUACACGCGCAAAGUGAAAUACACGCAACAGAACUUCCAUGAUCGUCUAUCGCAGAUCAUUCAGGACUUUCCCAAGUUGGACGAUGUGCAUCCAUUUUAUGCGGAUCUGAUGAACGUUCUCUACGACAAGGACCAUUACAAACUGGCACUGGGCCAGCUAAACACAGCCAGGCAUUUGGUAGACAACGUGGCCAAGGACUAUGUGCGUCUGUUGAAGUAUGGCGACUCCUUGUAUCGUUGCAAGCAGCUGAAGAAGGCUGCAUUGGGUCGCAUGGCCACAAUUCUGAAGCGUCAGGCAUCUAAUUUGACAUAUUUGGAGCAAGUGCGUCAGCACUUGUCGCGUCUGCCCACAAUCGAUCCCUACUCCCGAACGAUAAUUAUCUGCGGUUUCCCCAACGUGGGCAAGUCCUCGUUCAUCAACAAAAUCACACGCGCCGACGUCGAGGUUCAACCGUAUGCAUUCACAACAAAGUCCCUGUAUGUAGGACACACAGAUUACAAGUAUCUGCGCUGGCAGGUGAUCGACACGCCUGGCAUACUCGACCAUCCGCUCGAGGAGCGUAAUGUGAUUGAGAUGCAGGCGAUUACAGCCUUGGCGCAUUUGCGUGCCUGUGUCCUGUACUUCAUGGACAUUUCGGAGCAGUGCGGUCAUUCGUUGGAGGACCAGGUGCAGUUGUUCGAGAGCAUCAAGCCACUCUUCACAAAUAAACCGUUGAUUCUCGCAAUUAACAAAGUGGACAUCUUGACACCAGAGGAUUUACCCGCCGAGCGACGGGCAAUAAUCACCAAGCUGGAGGAGGAUAAACAGGUGCCUGUCAUGUAUAUGUCCACAGUGCAGGAGACGGGCGUUAUGGAGGUGAAAACGGAGGCCUGUGAGCGUCUGCUCUCCUAUCGCGUGGACCAAAAGAUGCGUACCAAGAAGGUGGACAACAUACUGAAUCGCCUGCACGUGGCAAUGCCAGCACCGCGAGACGAUAAGAUUCGAGCUCCUUGUAUACCGCAACAGGCGCUGGCGCGUCUCGAACAGAAUGCGGCCAAGUCAGAGCGUAAGCGCAAGCUGGAGAAGGAGAUCGAGGAGGAGAUGGGCGAUGAUUACACGCUGGAUCUGAAGAAGAACUAUGAGGAAAUACCCGAGGAUGAACGCCACGAUGUAAUACCCGAAUUCCUGGAGGGACACAACAUUGCCGACUACAUCGAUGCUGAUAUUUUCUCGAAGCUAGAAGAACUUGAACGGGAGGAGGGUCUGCGCGAAUCGAGUGGCUUUUACAAUCCGCCCGAUAUGUCAAUGGAUGAGACGCUCAAGGAGAUUCGAGAAAUGGCCAAGCAGAUACGUGGAAAACGUUUCGAAUUGCGCGACGAGAAGCGUCUGUCGUCCAGAAAGAACAAACCUAUCAUUCCGCGCCACAAACAGCCCAAGGUGCGUGAUCGUUCUGUCAACAAACUGGUGGAGACCAUGGAGGGCCUGGGCGUCGACAUGUCCGGCAACGAGAACGCCAAUUUCACCAAAUCUGUGGUCGAUAUUCGACGUGGUCAGGUUGCCGUUGGCAGCAAAACGACGCCCAAGCAGCCGCUGUUGGACAAGGAAUCCUCGGCGGUGGUCAAGAAGACAGGCAAGCCGCUCAAGCGUGCGCCCAGUCGCGAUACGCUUGGCAUCAAGGACGUUGCCAUCCGGAAGAAGGCGCAAGUGCGCGCCAAACGCGACAUUGCAAAGAAGGUCACCAGAAUGGGUCUCAAGGGCGAGGCGGAUCGUUUCAUUGGCACCAAGAUGCCCAAGCAUUUGUAUUCGGGCAAACGUGGCACCGGCAAAACCGAUCGCCGUUAAGUGCCUUAGCUUUACCGUUAGUUAUCUUUAUAAUUCGUUGUACAAAUGUAACUGCAACAACUCCACGAACACCUCUGCAUAUCAAAUGCAAGUUGUAUUCAAUAAAUUUUCAAAUAUCCUUGCGAUAUUUACAAAAGAAAA